This is a messenger RNA of Orbilia oligospora ATCC 24927, 804 nucleotides long. RefSeq lists its product as uncharacterized. Bases 1 to 804 code for a protein of 267 amino acids. The record is from RefSeq and is a predicted model, not a curated record. The transcript is spliced from 2 exons. NCBI's taxonomy places the organism in Eukaryota, Fungi, Ascomycota, Orbiliomycetes, Orbiliales, Orbiliaceae.
AUGCAUACAAAACGCAACACAACUCGGUGGGAUUUUGAUAUCGACGACUACAUCAACCCAUGGAUCCCACCAAGCAUACUACAGGAAUUACCGGCUUCGAUUUCAAGAUUCUUAGGGUAUAGAACUUCUCCGCGGAAAGAGCUUGGCAGUAUUCUCGUUGCAUGGUGGUCAUUAUUUGGUGCCUUCUGUGGUAUUGCUGCCGUUUCUGCGGUCUUCAAGUACAGCGGCGUAUUCUCAGAACUCGACCCCCCUUUGAUAAUUGGUAGUUUUGGAGCCUCGGCUAUCUUGGAAUAUGGUGUUAUUGGUUCACCCCUAGGACAGCCUCGGAACUGUGUUCUCGGCCAUUUUGUGUCCGCUAUUUGCGGAGUCGGCGUCGCGAAACUCUUCCAACUAAAUAGUCAUUUUGAGGAAAUAAAAUGGUUAGCUGGUGCAGUUUCCGUAGGCUUGGCUUCUGCUGUUAUGAGUAUCUCAAACACUUCUCAUCCGCCCGGGGGUGCAACAGCCUUGCUGGCUGCUAUUGACCCAAACGUGGCACGCCUUGGCUGGUAUCUUCUCCCGUACGUCCUGAUAGGAACGACUUUGAUGCUUGGGAUUGCCCUAGUCAUCAAUAAUAUCCAACGCCAGUUCCCAGUGUUCUGGUGGACCCCGAAGGAUACAGGCGGCAGGUUAUGGCCAGUGUCGGAAGCUACGGAGCCGGAUUUAGAGGCUCUAGAAGAACAAAAAUUCGUACAUGGAAGGUCAACUAUACCAAUGCGGUCGGACGGCCCGGCUGGUUCGGAUUCUUCGGUAGCUAGUCUUAAAUGA